This is a messenger RNA of Elephantulus edwardii (Cape elephant shrew), 1199 nucleotides long. It is a transcript of the gene MAPK13, whose product is annotated as mitogen-activated protein kinase 13. Gene Ontology annotation, molecular function: MAP kinase activity; ATP binding. Bases 36 to 1136 code for a protein of 366 amino acids. The record is from RefSeq and is a predicted model, not a curated record. Gene Ontology annotation, cellular component: cytoplasm; nucleus. Gene Ontology annotation, biological process: protein phosphorylation; MAPK cascade. Lineage: Eukaryota; Metazoa; Chordata; Mammalia; Macroscelidea; Macroscelididae. The transcript is spliced from 12 exons.
CGCCGCGCUGGAUCUUCCGACACUGGGUGCCCGGGAUGAGCUUCAUCCGGAAAAAGGGCUUCUACAAGCAGGACGUCAACAAGACCGCCUGGGAGCUGCCCAAGACCUACGUGUCCCCCACGCACAUAGGCAGCGGGGCCUAUGGAGCCGUAUGCUCUGCCAUCGACAAACGGUCAGGGGAGAAGGUAGCCAUCAAGAAGCUGAGCCGGCCCUUCCAGUCUGAGAUCUUUGCCAAGCGGGCUUAUCGGGAGUUGCUGCUGCUGAAACACAUGCAGCAUGAGAACGUCAUUGGGCUCCUUGAUGUCUUCACUCCAGCCUCCUCCCUGAGUAACUUCCAUGACUUCUACCUGGUGAUGCCCUUCAUGCAGACAGAUCUACAGAAGAUCAUGGGCAUGGAGUUCAGUGAGGAGAAGGUUCAGUACCUGGUAUAUCAGAUGCUCAAGGGUCUGAAGUACAUCCACUCAGCUGGUGUCGUCCACAGGGACCUGAAGCCAGGCAACCUAGCUGUGAAUGAAGACUGUGAACUAAAGAUCCUGGAUUUUGGCCUGGCAAGGCCUGCAGACGCCGAGAUGACUGGCUACGUGGUAACCCGCUGGUACCGGGCCCCUGAGGUGAUCCUCAGCUGGAUGCACUACAACCAAACUGUGGACAUCUGGUCUGUUGGCUGUAUCAUGGCAGAGAUGCUGACCGGGAAGACUCUAUUCAAGGGAAAAGACUACCUGGACCAGCUGACCCAGAUCCUGAAAGUGACCGGCGUGCCAGGGGCAGAGUUUGUGCAGAAGCUGAAGGACAAAGCGGCCAAAUCCUACAUACAGUCCCUACCACAGAGUCCCAAGAAGGAUUUUUCUCAGCUCUUCCCACGUGCCAGCCCGCAGGCCACAGACCUGCUGGAGAAGAUGCUGGAGCUGGACGUAGACAAGCGCCUGACAGCCUCGCAGGCCCUUGCCCACCCCUUCUUUGAACCCUUCCGGGACCCUGAGGAGGAAACAGAGGCCCAACAGCCAUUUGAUGACUCCUUAGAGCACGAGAAACUCACAGUGGACGAAUGGAAGCAGCACAUCUACAGGGAGAUUGUGAACUUCAGCCCCAUUGCCCGCAAGGACUCCCGGCGGCGGAGCGGCUUGAAGCUGCAGUGACUCCAUGCGCCCAGGGACCUGCCACUGCUGCCUCUAGGACCAGUAUUUAUUGUUACUCCUGAA